Molecule: messenger RNA, 389 nt
Organism: Ilex paraguariensis (yerba mate)
Lineage: Eukaryota; Viridiplantae; Streptophyta; Magnoliopsida; Aquifoliales; Aquifoliaceae
Source: the annotation of a GenBank genome assembly
AUCUCAGUCUCUUCACUGUCAGAGAGCAGCGGCGAGAGGCAGCAGUCCCUUCCCCAAAAUUCAUGGCAUGGUCACUCCCCCCUCCCUUCCUCUCUCUUCCCCAUCCCCUGCCCCUCUCUCUCUUCUCAUUCUUCGAUGGGAUCAUAAGAGAGAGCACCCAAUCGAAACUCUUGGGAAUCCAGACGCAUCAUUCCGAGAAAUCUGUCGGAGUUUCACUCACGAUCCACCUCUUCCUGGUGGAAGGCCUUCAAUUAGAGGCAGGAAGAGAAGUGGUGGCUCCCAAAUCCAAAAGUUCCUCCAAAAGGGUUGUCAGUGGAUGCAAGGAAGAGGUUGCAGCAAUGCAGGGACUGUACCAACCAGAUACUGAAGGCAGCCUUAGCAAUCAAUAG